AUGGAUGAAGAUAUUGUGCAAUCUCAAAGACCUCGACUCCUGUCUGGCUCCCUCACUCCAUCGGCUGGACCUCUCUCUCUCAACGUCAUAGCCUCCAUUCACAGUGUGAUGGUGAAGAGUCCAGCAUCGAUCUCCCCUCGUCCGGAGCCACCAGAUCUGAUUCUUCCGAAACCACAGGAGCUUUCACCAGUGCCAGAGCCACCCGACCCUCCACCGGCUCCGACUUCGUAG
Molecule: messenger RNA, 231 nt
Organism: Arabis nemorensis
Lineage: Eukaryota; Viridiplantae; Streptophyta; Magnoliopsida; Brassicales; Brassicaceae
Source: the annotation of a GenBank genome assembly